AUGUUAAUUCAUUUCAAGCAGUGUCAAAACUCAAAAGACGUGCAAUUGAAAAUAAAAUGCCAUAACAUUGAACCACCUAAAAUGUUCUUAAUAUUGAGGGCUGGAAAAAAAAAGUAUAAUGCUGUAAAACUUUUAAAGAAGCAGAAAAACCAUUUUGCCGUUUCACCCGAAAACGAAGAGCAACGAGAUGUGCCAUAA
Molecule: messenger RNA, 198 nt
Organism: Clunio marinus
Lineage: Eukaryota; Metazoa; Arthropoda; Insecta; Diptera; Chironomidae
Source: the annotation of a GenBank genome assembly